This is a messenger RNA of Andrographis paniculata, 1380 nucleotides long. RefSeq names its product probable ribonuclease P/MRP protein subunit POP5. Gene Ontology annotation, cellular component: ribonuclease P complex. The transcript has 6 exons. The record is from RefSeq and is a predicted model, not a curated record. Bases 354 to 818 code for a protein of 154 amino acids. Lineage: Eukaryota; Viridiplantae; Streptophyta; Magnoliopsida; Lamiales; Acanthaceae. Gene Ontology annotation, biological process: tRNA 5'-leader removal.
CCACCCUGAAUCUAACAGCCGCCGCAGCCCUAAAACAAACCUAAAAAUAAAACCCUAAAUCAACCGCCCGGCGCCGCCGCCCUAAAACAACCCUAAAGAAACAACACGCACAGCCCCAAAACCCUAAAUCAACCGCCCACCGCCGCUCCUCUUCCACAUCCUCUCUUAUUAAAUCUUUGUUCUACCUCUCUACUCAUUCCUCCUCUCUUCUCUCCCUUCUUUUUUUUUUUUUUUUUUUUUUUAUCCGUCUUCCUUUUCUCCGGUUUCGGCUUCGUCUUCAUCGUCCCCUCCGACGUCGCCGUCGUCUUUGUCCGGCCGUCGUCUGCCAUCCGCUUGCUGUAAGGUGAAGCACCAUGGUAGGAUUUAAGAAUAGAUAUAUGGUGAUGGAGGUUUUCCUGGAUCCCAAUAAAGAUCUUUCGGCGGAUGACCCAAUUAUAAUCACUCAAUUCAAUUUAUCGAAAGCCGUCAAAGAUAGCAUUCUCUCAAACUUUGGGGAAUGUGGUCUAGCAUCGUCGACAAACUCAUUCCAAGUGAAGUAUGUAAAUCCACUUACAAAACUCUGUAUAUUCCGAACUUCAAGGGAGGAUUACCAGAAAGUAUGGGCAGCCGUUACCUUGGUUAGGACUAUUGGAAACUGUCCUGUGGUGUUCAACCUUCUUGACCUCAGUGGAAGCAUCAAGGCUUGCAAAACUGCUGCGUUGAAGUGUGAUGAGAUGAAAUUCGAACAAUAUAAAUUAUCAGCCGCAGAUCGCCUCCCUGCUGAUGCCCACCAAAGAAUGCAAAACUUUCUUGAGAAGAUAAAACACUUGGAGCAUUAAAACCAAAUGGAUCGAAGAAUUUAAGCAGCCUCUGUUUUGUAGCAUCUUCUCACACAGGAGCCGGGCUUUUGCCAAACAGAUGGAUAUUUUGCGGAUCAAACAGCGCAGAAUCAUACUGGCACAUGAUACCCCAAAUUGCCCCUCUCUUUGUUGUCUCCUCGGACAAAACACAAGAUCCGAGUAUUGCCUUAAAUCCGUUAAUGGAAGGCUUCUUCUCCAUCGGACAAAAAUCUUGUAGUGAGGCGAUUUCGAAGAAUUAAACACUAAAUCGACCCCCAAAAAUUUUGUUGUGUAUUCGACUGCCAGUAAGGUUAAUAGGCUUUGGUUGUUGGAAUUUUGUUAACGUAUCGACUCUUUUCGGGGUUGAUCUGAUUAGAGCAUUAGCAGGCCAUUGCAUCGUACCAAUUUGAAUCUGAGUAGAGAUAUUAUUGCAGGCAACAGCCAGACGAGUUCUGUCGAGCGAAACUUUGGUAAUUCAUAUAUGUAUGUUUUAGUGGUUUUUGGAAUAGAACAGAUGUUUUAAGUGAUUUAUGAUUGUUUAAGGAUUCUUUUUUUAUGUUUA